AGACGGCUCAGAUCCCAGAAGGAGGCCAGCACUCGUGAGUUCCCAGCCCUGCUCGCUCUGCUCACUCUCGGCUGCCUGUCCAGCGUCAUGAAGGGCCUCGCGGCUGCUCUCCUCAUCCUCCUCUGCACCAUGGCCCUCUGCUCCAGCGCCAAGGGUCCUAAAGACGGUGACGUCACAGCCGCCUGCUGCUUAUCCUUCAUCUCCCGGCGGAUAUCCCGCAAAUAUGUGGUGGCCUAUCAAAAGACCAGUAACGAUUGCCCCACACCUGGUAUCGUCUUUACCACGAAAAGGGGCCACCAAGUCUGUGUCAAUCCCAGCAAUGCCUGGGUCCAGGACUACAUCAGGGACCUGGAGCAGACCUCCUGAGUGGUCGAGAAGAAACCAGUUGAAGGUGUGGGUAGACUGGGGGACGUCCCUGCAACCCCAGAAAUCCUUUCUCCUCUGGGUACCUCCCCUCCCCACUAAUCACAUGCUGAACUCUUUCUUAACUUUAACUUAGUUAAGCUACUUAAAUAUUGUAAAUCACUUUACCCACUUGAUGUUUUCUCUGAGAAAUCGUGUGACAUCCUCUUUGCCCUAACCCUGUUCCCAGCCGAUCAUACAGUGGUGGACUCGAGUUCAGGUGCUGGUGAAUGAUUGUGUUCCUCUCUCUAGGUAGACUUCAGACCAAAUCCACCAACAGAUGCUGAUUGAGUUUUUAUGAGCCCCUUACUCUGUUAAAAAUGUCAAAAUAAUAAAGAUUUCUUUUGCUUUCUUAAGUAAA
This is a messenger RNA of Microcebus murinus (gray mouse lemur), 763 nucleotides long. RefSeq names its product C-C motif chemokine 3-like. Gene Ontology annotation, cellular component: extracellular region. Lineage: Eukaryota; Metazoa; Chordata; Mammalia; Primates; Cheirogaleidae. The record is from RefSeq and is a predicted model, not a curated record. Gene Ontology annotation, biological process: antimicrobial humoral immune response mediated by antimicrobial peptide; inflammatory response; positive regulation of GTPase activity. Gene Ontology annotation, molecular function: chemokine activity; CCR chemokine receptor binding.